Messenger RNA from Chenopodium quinoa (quinoa), 819 nucleotides. Its product is annotated as anti-sigma-I factor RsgI-like. The record is from RefSeq and is a predicted model, not a curated record. The transcript has 3 exons. Lineage: Eukaryota; Viridiplantae; Streptophyta; Magnoliopsida; Caryophyllales; Amaranthaceae. The coding region runs from base 1 to 819 and encodes 272 amino acids.
AUGUACCUUAAGGACGAAGCUGAUAUCUGGUGGAGAGAUAAUGCUGUGACAGUUAGGGCCAAACCUAACUUUGGGUGGGAAGUGUUUAAGACCUCCUUGAGGGACAAGUUUUACCCUCCGUUCCUAAAGAAACAGAAGGCUCAGGAGUUUAUAAGCCUGGCAAUGGGAGAUAUGUCGAUCUCUGAGUAUUAUAAUAAGUUUAUGACCAUUUCUAGGUUUGCUCCUAAGGUAGUACCAACUGAAGAGCUGAAGGCUCAGAGGAGUGGUAGUGCGAGUGCUAAGGCUGGGGAGAAAAGGAAGGACUUUGGGAAAUCUGAGAACCAGAGUAACUUUAAGAGGCCUAGGAAUGGGAACUCAUUGGAUAGGGGUAACCAAAAUGUUAGAAUUUCUUCCAAUUCUAACAAUGGAGAGAUAACCUACCACUGUAAGAGGUGUAGGAGGAAUCACCCUGGGAGAGACUGUGAUGGGAAUUUGGUGACCUGUCGGUUCUGCAACAAAAGGGGGCACAGGGAGUAUGAGUGUUACACCAAGCAGAAACAACAGGGAAAUGGUGGGAAUGGUGGGAACACCCAGCAGAGGGCUAACAACUUCAAAAACCAAGGGAAUAGGGGAAAUGGCAACAACAACAAUGGUUACCAGGCAAGAAACAACACUCGUGGCCUCUUGUCUAUGAUGAGCAAGGGAGAAGAUGAGAGGUCCUCGGAUGUAGUUACUGGUACUUUUUCUAUCCAAUCUGUCUCUGUCAACACUCUGUUUGACUCUGGAGCAGCUUACUCUUUCAUUUCUACUUCUGUUGUGCACAAGUUAAACUUAACUUAA